AUUUCGAAGACAUUUUGAAGCCCCAGAUGUUUGACUAUAUUAUUGAAGUUAUUAACUCCUUGGGAGAUUAUGAUGAAAACACAGGGAGAUAUAAUGAAUCCUCUUUACCAACCGAAGUUGGUACAAUAAAACUGCAUGUGAGAGUUUGUUAAAACAUAAGAGGAAAAAAUUAUCGAUUUUGCCCUCAAUGGAGGAUAUCAAGAAAUCGAACUCUUAUGUAAUGACAAAGAGAAAUCAUUACUUUGAGGCUUUGAUGAAAAAGUUCAAUGUAAAUACUUGGAGGAACUUGGCUAAUUUUACUUUGAUUAACAUAUUGAUUUUUAAUCGAAGGCGACCUGGAGAACUCGAACGAAGUCUCAUUUCUGAUUUAGACAGCUUGGCAAGAAGUGAGGAAAAUACGGAUACAUAUAAAAAAUUGUCUGGAAACGACAAGAUAUAUGUGAGGGAAUAUGUAAGAUUUGUCGUCAGGGGAAAAUUGGCAAGAGGAGUUCCGGUUCUCUUACAUAAUUCAAUGCAUGAAUGUGUUAAAUUAUUAUUGAAAUACCGAAAAGAGGCCGGAAUUGAUGAUA
This is a messenger RNA of Leptinotarsa decemlineata (Colorado potato beetle), 569 nucleotides long. RefSeq lists its product as uncharacterized. The record is from RefSeq and is a predicted model, not a curated record. NCBI's taxonomy places the organism in Eukaryota, Metazoa, Arthropoda, Insecta, Coleoptera, Chrysomelidae.